Micropterus salmoides (largemouth bass) is the source of this 3499-nucleotide messenger RNA. RefSeq names its product zinc finger protein 91-like. The record is from RefSeq and is a predicted model, not a curated record. The coding region runs from base 34 to 3003 and encodes 989 amino acids. NCBI's taxonomy places the organism in Eukaryota, Metazoa, Chordata, Actinopteri, Centrarchiformes, Centrarchidae. The transcript is spliced from 2 exons.
UCCUCACAGGUUCAUCAAAGACUCACUGAACAGAUGGAAACAGAAACUGAUGGAGAGGACUGUGGAGGACCAGAACCAGCCAGGAACUCGGAUCCAGAUAGACCUUCACAUUCAGCUGCUGAUGACAAGAUGUUACCCGCAUCUGAACCCCGGACCAGUUGGGAAGGAGAGCCGCUUCGAGGGCUGGAGGAGGCUGAUAUCAUCAAGUUCCCAUUUAGUCCUGUCUCUGUGAAGAGUGAAGAAGACGAUGAAGAGAAACCUCAGUCCCCACAGCUUCAUCAAAGACUCACUGAACAGAUGGAAACAGAAACUGAUGGAGAGGACUGUGGAGGACCAGAACCAGCCAGGAACUCGGAUCCAGAUAGACCUUCACAUUCAGCUGCUGAUGACAAGACUGAAAACUCUUCUGAUCCUGAAACUGAUGACAGUUGUGACUGGGAGGAGACCAGGGAACCUCAGUCAGGUUCAAACUCUCUGCAAAAACAUGAAGUACCUGGACGUGACCAGGAAUGUAGUACUGGAACAACAUCAAGGAGCACCUCUGAAUGUGCUGCAAACUCUGGCCACAAGGGACGUCUGCAGAAACACAAUGGAUGCCAAAAAGGAGAGAAACCAUUCAGCUGCUCAGUUUGUGGUAAAAGAUACACCUUGAAGAGCUCCUUAACGCGUCAUAUGAUACUUCAUUCAGAAGAAAAAGUUUUCAGCUGCUCCGUUUGUAAAAACACUUUUCUAUGCAGAGAAGAGUUUAAGAAGCACAUGAAAAUUCACAAAAGGAAGAAGAAACAAUACAGCUGCAGUGUUUGUGGCAAAAGAUUCUCCAGGCGGUCCCAGUUUAAAAAACAUCAGUGUGUUGGUCGUCAGUCCUCACAGGUUCAUCAAGGCCAAACUGAAGAGACCAGAGAUGAGGAGCUUGUGAAAACAGAAGCUGGUGGAGAGGUCUGUGGAGGACUGGAGCCAGCGAGGAACUCUGAUACAGAUCUACAACCAUCGACAAAUGACAAGACUUCACCCUUCUCUGGACCUAGGACUGAUUUGGAGGAGAACAGGGAACCUCAGUCAGGUUCAAACCCUGUGCAAAAUAAUACUCAAUGCAACACUGGUAAGAAACCAUUUAGCUGCGCAGAGUGUGGGAAACUGUUUUGCAAAAAAUCUAAAAUGAAGACGCACAUGAAAAAUCACACAAGAGAUGAACUAUUUAGUUGUUCAGUUUGCAGUAAAGUAUUUAAUCGGAGGAUACAUCUGAAAGAACACAAGGCAACCCACACAAAGGAUUACAACUGCAGUGUUUGUGGCAAAAGAUUCACCAGGCGGUCCAAGUUUAUAAAACAUCAGUGUGUUGACCGUCAGUCCUCACAGCUUCAUCAAGGCCUACCAGAAGAGAACAGAGAUGAGGAGCUUGUGAAAGCAGAAGCUGGUGGAGAGGACUGUGGAGGACUGGAGCCAGCGAGGAACUCGGAUACAGAUUUACAAUCAUCGACAAAUGACAAGACUUCACCCUUCUCUGGACCUAGGACUGAUUUGGAGGAGAACAGGGAACCUCAGUCAGGUUCAAACCCUGUGCAAAACAAUACUCAAUGCAACACUGGUAAGAAACCAUUUAGCUGCGCAGAGUGUGGGAAACUGUUUUGCAAAAAAUCUAAAAUGAAGACGCACAUGAAAAAUCACACAAGAGAUGAACUAUUUAGUUGUUCAGUUUGCAGUAAAGUAUUUAAUCGGAGGAUACAUCUGAAAGAACACAAGGCAACCCACACAAAGGAUUACAACUGCAGUGUUUGUGGCAAAAGAUUCACCAGGCGGUCCAAGUUUAAAAAACAUCAGUGUGUUGACCGUCAGUCCUCACAGCUUCAUCAAGGCCUACCAGAAGAGAACAGAGAUGAGGAGCUUGUGAAAGCAGAAGCUGGUGGAGAGGACUGUGGAGGACUGGAGCCAGUGAGGAACUUGAACAAAGAGGGACAUUUACAACCAGCGACUGAUGACAAGACUUCACAGUUCUCUGAACCUAAGGCUGAUUUGGAGGAGACCAGGGAGCCUCAGUCAGGUUCAAACCCUCUGCAAAGCAAUGAAGUACCUCUGCAGGAACACAUUGGACUUCAAACACCAGAGCUCCCACACAUAAAAGAGAAGUCCAGCCCCAGCAUGGACCAGGAGGACCCACCAGAGCGCCCGCUCAUUAAAGAGGAACAGGAUGAACUCUGGACCAGUCAGGAGGGAAAGCAGCUUCAAGAGCAUCAAAGACUAACUGAGCACAUGGAAACAAAAACUGAUGGAGAUGACUGUGGAGGACCAGAACCAGCCAGGAACUCCGAUCCAGAUGGACAUUUUCAACCUGAGGUUGAUGACAAGAUGUCCCACUCUGAACCUAAGACUGAUGACAGUUGUGAUUGGGAGGAGACCAGGGAGCCUCAGUCAGGUUCAAAGCCUUCACAAAACAAUGAAGUACCUGUAAGUGAUCAGGAAUGUAGUACUGUAAAAACAUCAAGUAGCUCCUCUGAAUGUGCAACAAGCUCUGGCCACAAACCCAAUGAAGUACCUGUAAGUGAUCAGGAAUGUAGUACUGUAAAAACAUCAAGUAGCUCCUCUGAAUGUGCAACAAGCUCUGGCCACAAACCCAAUGAAGUACCUGUAAGUGAUCAGGAAUGUAGUACUGUAAAAACACCAAGUAGCUCCUCUGAAUGUGCAACAAGCUCUGGCCGCAAGGGACGUCUGCAGAAACAGAAUAAAGUCCAACAAGAGAUGCCAUUUACUUGCUCAGUUUGUGGUAAGGGAUACUUAGGGAAGAACUCCUUAACGGGACAUAUGAGAAUUCAUCGAGAAGUAAAAGAUUUCAGCUGCUCAGAUUGUGAUAAAAAGUUUCAUUCAAGAAACAGUCUGUCCAAACACAAGAAAAACGACCACGCUGGGGAGAUGCCGUUUACUUGUUAUAUCUGUGGUAAAAGAUUCGUACUACAGAAACAGCUGAGUCGACACAUGAAUGUAGGGCUGCAUUUAACAGUUCUUUCUUAAUUAAUAAAUCAGAAGACUGUUUUUGUUAUUACUCAAUUAAAGUUGGAGUAGGUGCCAAUUCAGAAAAUAUGUUUUCAUGAUCUGUUAGCUGUCCGUUCUGUGUGCGUGCUUAAACAAUAUCUGGCGUUUGUUUUCAAAGUGGGAAACCACCGCACAUGUUCUGUGUCAGUAACGUUAACACGAGGGUUUCAUGACCGUCGCAGUCUGUCAGGGUCUUCCUGACGCUUUAGUUCUAUACUUCAGACAGAAGAUUUUUUUUCCUCUUUCAGCUCUGUGACCAUAUUUACUUUGACAAGUUAGUGCAACUCUUUCAGGAUAAAGAUUCAUUUUGAAAUUAUAUAUUUUUUUAAACAUAUUUUACUGGACAUUUUCGCAGCUUCAACAUGUCUUCAGUGGUUUUUAAACAGUGUUUGUUAAUAAUUCAUUUUCUGUUGAUUUAUGACAUGAAACCAUUGUCAACAUUUUAAGUUUCUGAUUAAAAUGUGUAAUGCUGUAA